UUUUCAGCUUUGUGUAUGGGCUUAGCAGCAAUCUUACAAGUCUUCUCUUCCAUCAGCUCAUUUGUGCAUGUGUCAAGAGUGCGGUGUGAACAGCUGUACAGACUGAAGGCAGUUAUUGUCCAUGUUGGAGAUGUCUUCUGUGGACAUUUUGUGACAUACCGUCGAGGAGCGAUAGGUUCACGCACAAGGAACAGAUGGUUCUACACAUCAGAUCUCUUAGUGAGGGAAGCAAGUUUGGAAGAAGUGAAGAAGGCUCACAUCUACAUGAUACUCUUUGAGAAAGUAACACAGUAACUAUUGAUGCACCCAGAAGAGCAUUAUGGUAGAUAUAGAAGUUGGAAGAGAAAAAAAGAGAAGACAUUUUACCAACUUUGCUUUGUCUGAAGAAAAUUGAAUGAUGUGAUAUGUUACAGGCUGUUAAAGGUCAAACUCUUCAAAGUUCUUCCAGUUUUUUGCUUGGGAUGUUUUUAACAAAUGUGUAUUUUAGCUUUAUUUAUAUAAAACUAGAUCGAUAAGAUUGGCAAUUAUCAAGAAGUAUAUUUAAUUUUAUACUUGCAUAGCAAAACAUCUUUUAUAUUAUUGUAAUGAAGAUAUAAAAUAUUUUAGUAAUGAUAAUGCAUAUUAAACAAGAAAUUGCUGGUAGAUUUAAGAAAGAUAUAUGAAAUCACUGCAUUGGCAGAAAUGUGUAUAAAUAAAUAUAUCUGAUAUGCCAUACUUUUUCCCUUUUGGCCUCCAGAGCUUUUUAUGAUAAGCUCAUAUGGGAGUUCAGCAAUAUCAGAGAAUCACAAGAGAAACUAGAUUUGAUAUCAACACUUUGAAUGUAUUAUAAAGUAUUAAUCAAAAUAGCCAUCAAUAACAAUUGCAGCAAGGACCACAGUAUGUUCAUAUUAAUAUUUAGAGAUCUGUAUUGAUCUGCUGAUAUAAAGGACUAUACAGAU
Penaeus monodon (black tiger shrimp) is the source of this 938-nucleotide messenger RNA. RefSeq names its product ubiquitin carboxyl-terminal hydrolase 30 homolog (gene Usp30). Lineage: Eukaryota; Metazoa; Arthropoda; Malacostraca; Decapoda; Penaeidae. The record is from RefSeq and is a predicted model, not a curated record. Bases 16 to 294 code for a protein of 92 amino acids. The transcript is spliced from 2 exons. Gene Ontology annotation, molecular function: cysteine-type deubiquitinase activity. Gene Ontology annotation, biological process: protein deubiquitination.